CGUUGCUAGGCGACCGUGCCUAAGCACAUUUCGAGUAUCAUCCACUCUGUAACAUCCUAUCCUUGCUUCCUUCCGAGGGAUUUCAGGGCCAAUUCAGACAGCGAAACAUCCGCUGCGACGCUUGUAGCUCCGCUGUCAUCUCAGAGGGGAGUUAGUUUUAUGAGCUGCCUAUUAAACGGCCUCUUAAGAGAGGGAAAAAAUCGUCCCAUUGUGUUAUGUGACAACAGCAGCUCAAGUGGUUUUGUGUAAAUCACGGUGGAUCGCAGGCUGAUUGUUUGUUUGAAACAGAUACGCCGGUUGAUUGAAGGAUUCACGCUCCGGGACGUUUGAAAAAAAGAAAUAACCUUUUCGUCUGUUGCCUUUGAGAGUAAGAGAGUGAAAAAAAGAUGGCAGAUCUUAAGUAUACAGUGCGUCCGAUGACCAAAGAUGAUGUACCCGGAACUUUGGAGGUAUGGCGACAAACAGGAAUGCAGGAAGGCACUCAUUGUCUGUAUACAUGGCUAGAAGUGGACAAAGAAGCAUUUAACAUUGCUGUGCUAGACUCAGGUGAAGUCAUAGCUGCGUGCUGUGCAGUUCUUCAUCAUCCUGAUUUUGCGUUUGUUGGAAUCUACUGUUGUCUAGAAAAAUACCGUGGCUGCGGUGUCGGUAAAAAAGUAUGGGAUGCAUGCAUGAAACACGUUGGUGAAAGGAAUGUAGCUCUGAAUGCCGUGCCAGGAAAGCUGGAAUUAUACCGAGACAAAGGAGGAUUUCCCAUUGUUGAGACCAGAUGGACCUCUGUUGUAAAUGAAACCGAAGAGCCCAUAAACCAUGAGCCCCUUUCAGACCAAGUACCGGAUGGAGUUACCAUCGAACCUUUCCAAGAGGCCUUCCUGCCAGCUAUGUCAGAGUAUGACCAUGCUCUAAUGGGGUAUGACAGAAAAUUAGCUCUGGAGCUCAAUUGUAAAGAAGUUGAUAGCCAAUCGCUGGUUGCCUUUAAAGACGGAAAGUGCGUGGGAUUUGGUACUAUCAAGAUAAGUUGUCAAAAAUGUGGGCAGGUUGGUCCUUUGUAUGCAGAUGAUGCAGCUGUGGCGGAGGUUAUAUUAAGGAGGUUGAUAGUUUCGUUGCCUAAGGCAAAAGGAUUCGCCAUGAUGACCAUCAGUACCAAUAUUCCUGCUAAUGAUUUCAUAAAAAAGAUUGGCUGUCCAACAACAGAAGAAUGCCCUCGGUUAUAUAGAAAGGAAAAGCUGGAAGUUGAUACCAAUAAAGUCUUUGCACAUUGGGAUCUUAAUUUCUCCCCUUACUAAAAUUUAAUAAAAAGUUAACCAGUUGCAGGCUACAAAACGCUUAAGAAAAUUCUAUAUAAUUUGCCUUCAUUCUCCGGAAUAUGGAAUGGUAUUAAGAUUUUAUCAUAGCAAAAAUGAAUUAGUAUCUUUAAAGCGCGAAACUUUUUUUAUUUGCAUUUAUUUUGUACGUUUUACAUCUGUAAACAAAGAUACUUAAUUAUUUAACAGAACUCUAACAAUGCUGUAUUUAAAGCUUAAUAUAAUAUACAGAAUACUUUUUUUUUUAUAAAAUCAGAGCUAUUGUAAAUGAAUUAUUAAUAAUUUUUGCAGAGAUUUUUUUUUUUUUUAAAGAAAUAAAGCGAGUAAAAUUUCAGCUUUCAUUUUCGAAAAGAGAUUAAACCUUUAAUGUUGUUUUGUAAUGCGCUUAUAAAAUAUUUAAAUCAAAUAUAUCCCAAAAGAUAUUUUUGUAAAAUUACGAAUCUUAAUUCUUAUACAGUUUUUAAUUUUGUAUCCAAAAUGCAAUUUUAUUUAAAAUUAAAUUUUUUUUCGAAAUUGAUAUUACAUUUGGGAUUUCUGUUAUUUAUUUGGGACUGAUAUAUUUAUUACUUAAUUAUUAAGCAAUGGUAGAUUAUAAACGAAAGUUAUUUUCUUUAGAUUUAUUAUGAAUUUUGCACUGACUUUAUUACUUAUAUUAAAGAGAAAAAUGACUGAGAAGUUAUAUUUUCGUUAAACAGAUAUAACAUCCAACAUACACAUAAAUGUAGCUACAUGUCCCUAUAUUUAUACAAAUUCAUUAUAUAUAGUUGAUUUUUUUAUGUCUUAAUGAUAAAAAUUUACAGAAGGCUGUUAGAUUAACAUCUCGUUUUGACAUAACACGUAAGUAUUCAUAUCAAAAUAUUUUAACUCAACAUAGAAUCUCAGAGGGGGCAGAGAAAUUACGAGGAAGUCACCUCAAAUCUGGGAAAAUAUUUGACUAUUUAACAUGUGCCUGACUUGCAUGCACAAAAGAUCUUCUGUGAAAUCAUGCCUCUGAUACUGAAGCCGAAAUUCUGUCCCGAAGUCACCAUAUCCUCUCUUAUUGAUAAGAGAUAAAAGCAUGGUAUAUCAAAUUAUUCAAGCCCCGUGGAAGAAGUAUUCAUUUCAUUAUGUCCUAACUGAAGAACUUUUAAUAUUGAAUACUUUCUGUAAAUUUUCCUGAUUUCAAAGUAAGUUUUGUAUUUACAUUAGAGUUAUUUGAUGUGACAUUAUUAAAAGUGAAUGUUAAUUAUUAAAUAUAGAAACUUAAAUGAAUAGGAUUUUUUGUUAUGUAUUUAAUAUACCACUGAAAUAAGUUACAUGAUUUUUUUGUACUGGUAUUCAAGACAUAAAUGUUUCAGAAAUUUGUGAUGAUACUUUUAGCAAUAGAAAACAUGUCUUUAGAAAUUUUGUCUAGAAAGGGCAAUACCUAGCUGAAGAAAAUAGUGUGUAAACUAUUGAUAUCAUAUCAGACAUUGAAAGAUAAUGAGAUGAAAAAAUACGAUCUGCAUUGAAUGCAAAAUGUUGUUUUUUAUUUAAUUAUGGUGAAAAUAAAAUUUAUUUAUUACAGUGCGAGUUUAAAUGAUUAUAGCCUGUUUUGUUGGUGUGUCGACAAAAAUGAUACAUUAUAGAUAAUAUUAUCAAAUUUACAUCAACUUCUUUUCAUUUAAAUUCUAACAUCGUUUUAAAAAAACAAAAUUAGAAGUUCUAAAAAUAUCACUGUUGCCACUAUGUAUGUACAACUAUUUACUAAAUAAAAUUUAUAAUUAUUAAAAUACUCGUUAGUUACUUUUAAAUAAAAUAUUUAUGAUUUAUGUCGCAACAAGCCUCUUAUUUUUGGACUCUUUAAAAAAUAGUGAAAAUAAUUAGAAAUAUUUUAUAGAUUCCUCAAACAGGAAUAAUUUUAAAUUUGAAUUUGACGUAUAGAAUAUUGUUUUAUCAAUCUAUUUGUGUACCCAUUUAAAGCUUUUUUUAAAAUUGUGCAUUCUGUAAACAUUAUGCUUCUUUUAACUUUCUCAAGGCAUUGACACAUAUGCUUACAAUUAAUUUUUCUUUCAAUUCAAAUUAUUCUAAGUCACAAAAAGUAUUAAAACCUGUCUAAUAAAAAUUAUUGAGAAAAAAUUAUUUUUUUUUCUAUCUCAAUGAAUUUUUAGCAACAUAAAAUAAAAAUUAUGUAAUGAAUUAAAACAUUUGCCUCAAAUAACCAAAAAAAUGUCCUUGAUGAGAUUAAAAAAUUGGAUAAUAUCUUUUUCAUAUAAUGAAAUAAGAAUUUUAAUAUAGAAUUGCAUGUUAAAUUAGGUCUUGCAGUUUUGGUAGAAUAUUGCUUUUGAUUUCAUUUGUAAAUCACUUAAUAUUUGUUGUUUGAAAUGUUCGCUUUGAAUAAUUAGAAACAUUCAAGAGAACAAAAGGGUGCUUUAAAAGCAUUUUUCUUUUUAUCAAUGGUUGCAAGAAAUUUGUUGAUAAAAUAUCUAAAAUAAAAAUAAAUCUGUAAUCUGUAAUAAAAUAUCUGUAAUAAUGGUUCACAUAUCAGAAGAGCUUGGAUAAAUUUGUACAAAAUUAAAAUUUAGAUAAACAUUGUGUUUGAUUGAAUAUUUGAUGAAUAUAAAACUAUAUCUUUUAAUGCAUAUCAUGCAUAACUAAAAUAAUGUGUACAAAGAUUUAUUGUUAAGUUCUUUUCGCAUUUAUGUAAACUGUGUGUAUAUGUAUUGCAUUUGUUAUAUUAUUUGCACAUGAAAUUUAUUGUUUUUAUUCUUUUACAAGCAAAUCUAUGGCAAUCUUAGAUGUGUGACUUUCUGUAUUUUUAGUUAUAAAUUAUAUCUUGCUUUAGCUUUCGUGUGAAAAGUGGACUUGUGAUUGAAAAGAUUUGGCAUUGUAAUUUUAAUGCAAUCUUGCGCUACAUAUCAUUCUUAACAAACGUAACUGCCAAUUUUAUUCAUGAUUUAGUUUCUUAAUAUAAGUGUUGAAACAUUUAGAGUCAAACUCUUUGUAUUUAUUGUUCGAUAUAUGGAUUAUAUGUUGUUAAUAAAUGUAUGUUACAUAUAAGAUGUUUCCUUUUCU
Molecule: messenger RNA, 4334 nt
Organism: Argiope bruennichi
Lineage: Eukaryota; Metazoa; Arthropoda; Arachnida; Araneae; Araneidae
Exons: 4
Coding region: 387-1283 (298 amino acids)
Molecular function (GO): acyltransferase activity, transferring groups other than amino-acyl groups
Source: RefSeq, a predicted model, not a curated record